Molecule: messenger RNA, 1320 nt
Organism: Oikopleura dioica
Lineage: Eukaryota; Metazoa; Chordata; Appendicularia; Copelata; Oikopleuridae
Source: the annotation of a GenBank genome assembly
AUGUCGAACAUGUCCCUGGACAUGCACGUUAUCGCCUUGUUCGACAGCAUCAAGGUCGGGCAGACAGAAGCCCUCCUGAGUUACGAAAAGGCCGAUUUAGAGGAAAUCCGCGAUGCAGAUGGAAAUUCCGUUUUACACGUUGCCGCUUUGUGCGGGCACGUGCGGAUAGUCGAGAAACUCAAAUUUAUUUGCCCCGAGCUUUUCAAAGUCACCAAUCCUGAAGACAGACUUCUUAACGAUACCAAGCCUAAUUUACUACAGAUUUCAACAAUAAACGAUCAACGAGAAAUCUGCUUGUGGCUUUGCUCUGAAUACAGUCGUCGAGGACUGUCGCUAGAUUUUACUGAUGACUCAGGAAACUCGCUGGUUCACAUCGCGACGGCGAAUGGUUCAAUCAGAUGCCUGCAGGUUCUUAUCUCGUCCGACGUGAAGUUUCAGACGAAAAACCACGCUGGAAAAACGCCACGUGAAAUGGCGCAGGAUAAUAACCAGCCUGUCAUUAUAGGUUAUUUAUCGAUGGCCGAAUCGGUAGCACAUCUAAAAGCGGAAUUGCUUCUUCUGACAAGCCGGAUUUACGUCAACCAAAUCACACAAACGGAAGAACAAACUCAAACAGCAGCCGUUGCAAUUCAAAAGUCGAUGCGCAGUGUCAGUCCAAAGCAAGUGGAAUCGGAUGGGGAUGAUCUUGACGAUGAGCUAGUUGAAAUCAUGAAGCAAGGUAGUCAGCUGGAUUCGCGUCAGAGUUCACCAACAAGUAAACAAAAUGUGACGUCCUCGAUGAUUUACGCUGAGAGUGCGACCUCUGAAGUGCCAAGUGUAGAAGCUGACUUUUGCCGAACAUAUCUUGGCGAUGAAGAGUCCAUUCGCGCCUCCGUCAUUCCCGCGUCAAUGGCUGGAAGUCAUUAUGAGCCGACUAGUCGUCAGUUUCUGUAUUCUCCGACGAUAACAGAAUGCGCAAACGAAGAGCAAAUGGAGACAAAGACAGAAAUGCGCAAGAAGAUCUCUAUGCUAGGUCCAAAACUCGUUUCACCAAAGAGAACGCUCGGAUCGGGCCCUGUCUUGAUCGGAAAGCUGGAGUCUGUUCCCGAGAAAUCACCAAUCAAAACGCCUCAGAAAGCAUCCUCCUCAAGCUCGGAUAGACCGUCGAUUUCAGCAAGCACGCUUACUCCGAUUUCAACGCCGACAUCGACUCUCCCGAAACCUGCUAAACUAAGAACGAAAAACGGCCGACUCCUGAGCAAAUGCACCGGCAAACAGUUCAACAAUCUCCUGGCAAUCUCCUGGCAAUGUCCGAGAAGUCGAUUUCCUUGGAACACAUAA